AUGCAUCGUUCGAUAGCGCCGCUGAGGGUAUUGGCUCGUGCUGGCUCCAGAAACAGCGAAUAUGCACGGGUGUUGGCCCUUCGUUCUCCCUCGGCCAGCAGGUUUUCGCGGAAGAAAAAUAUUUAACAUCAGAUUGAAAAUAUCUUUUCAAUCUAUUAAAAUCAUUGUCUUUUUGUAUAAUGAUAAUUGUGUAGGUUGAAUGCGCGGGGCUGUUCCUCCAGUUCUGGCGGGAGCAACGAUGGCAACGGCGGCGAUCUGACCACACCGACCAACAAGCCGACGACCUCUUUGGGCAAUUGCAAGCACUGCUCCAAGCCUUUGAAGCCUCUGCCAACGCUUACUCGUUGGUUUUCCAUUUCUCAUUUCCCGGGUUUUUCGAGUUAUUCGGAUAAUUUUACAGCGUUUUUUUGAUGCAAAAAAAAAAACUUGCCAUCAUAACCUUCCCGAUAAAAAUUAGAGGGAUCCAGGUAAAAGUAAUUUUUCAGCUUCUUCGCGUUACAUUCACUGUGACAACUGCAAAAAGCUGUACUUGGCUAGUUUCGCGGAGGAAAACUCAAAAAAUUGGAAUAUCAAGAAUGAACAGCGAAAAAGUCCGCCGUAUCCUUCACAGGUAGGUCAGACUAGCCUGAUAUUUGAAUAUUCCAUUUUGAAUUCUACCUGUGGCUACCGACAUUCUUACGAAUUUUAGAGAGAUCCCCAUAGGAGUUACGGAAAAAGUGGUCUCUAUGUAAAAGGUGGAGGUGGUCCCUUCAGGGGUCUUUCAAUUUAAUCCAAAAAACGAUUUUUUAUUCAUUUUUUCGCAUGGAAUAGAGCUCAUAGAAGUUAUAGACUAGGGUGCCCCUAUAGGGACCACUUUUGCAAGCUUUAGUGACUCCUCUAGGUGUUGGUAAAAUGCCCGCUCCAAGGGCCCCUAAGGUUGCGCCUAUACCACUCUGGCGACUCUAAAGAAUUAUCUCUCAAGAAAAUUUUAGUUUCCGAGCUUCAGUUCUUCCAAAACGCCUCAUUGAGUAAACGCUAAAUGAUUUAUGAUUAUUGUUCAUUCAGGAUCAGCUUGAGGCUCUAAAUGAGAAUGUUCACACAUUCAGAUUUAGUUCCGAAAAAGAGAAGAUUUUUGAUCUUUCUGAUGUUUCUUUGCUCCCAAGCUAGUAGUAGAUGUAGUGGCAGGCCUCAGAUAUCUUUUCCGGAAAAAAGGCAGCUUUUAGAUUGCCGAGUACUUGGACAAGUUUGUCGUGGGCCAGAAACAGGCGAAAAAGACGCUGGCAGUUGGAGUUUACCAGCAUUAUCGACGUCUCGAACACAACAUCGAGUCGGGUGCGGGUUCGAUCCAUCAGUCGGCCGCCCAGAGAAACGCCGCCGAGGACUCGAAAGUCCCUCGCGGAGUUCUCUAUCAGGUCUGAUCUUUUUCAAGUUUAAAGUAAUAUUUGAUCGUAAAUGUGCUUUUUUGACUAGAAAAGAGUAAUUUUUACUUAAAAAAUUAAUUAAAAAUUAGAGAGAGCCGAAAAAAAUCAGAUCUAUGGGAAAAUCGAUCAUUCAAUAGGAGUUAUCACCUAAAAUGAUGGUUUCUUACCUGCAGGACGAAAUGCGCCUUGGGCAAAUGGCAACUAACGAGCUUCGACCCACUCCCUACAUACAGCAGGUACCUUUUAAAAUUUUUUUUUCCAGUUAAAAAAGCCUUCUCUUGAAAUUUUUCGCAAACUUCUAAAAAAUCAUCGAAAUCGUCUUAGUAACCCUUAAUUCAAUUCAAAAUUGAUUAAAUUGGUAUAUUUGAAUUUUUACCUUUUUGUUAUGGUUUUUGAGGAAAUUGAAAAGAAAUCUUGUUAUUUCGUCUUUUCCUCUUGACCGAGGUUGUCCAGUUUAAUUUUUUUAAAAAAAUAACGUUUUGAAUGAGAAAAAAAGUAAAAAGCAAUUAUUGUCAGCUUUUUGCAUGGUUGUACUUAUUCGAGUGAGAACUCCGUUGAUUUCAGAACAUUUCAAUCAGCAACGCGGGCGCGGUCCAACAAGCGCCGGUCAGUCGAAGGGCUCCCCCAACCUUCAAAUCCUUGCCGGAGAACGAACCGACUGUCCGACUCGAAAAGUCCAAUAUUCUACUCAUCGGUCCUUCCGGAGUCGGCAAAACCUUCCUCACACAAACCCUCGCCAGGUUUUCGCUUAUUGGGAGGAGAAAAAUCAUGAAAAUCAAAAGAAAUACAAUCAUUUGAGGUUUUUGGUUAGUCUACUAUGGCUUUUCUAAAUGAAUGUAUACGGUUUUUUUUAUCCAUUAAUUUUCAUAGGCAAAGUCGGAAAGGGUGGAAAAAAGGUCCAUAGGAAUUUUUUUUUUUGCUGCUUUUCCCUUUUCCCACCAUUCCUUUAAAAUCUCAUAAAAUAGAAGUCUUUCAUUCAUCAAAAGUUCUUCUGUUCAGAGUUCUGGACGUUCCGAUUGCUUUGUGUGAUUGCACUUCCAUGACACAGGCUGGAUACGUCGGAGAAGACGUCGAAAGUGUCAUUCAGGUGACUGAGCGAUUCUGAAGCAUAUUUUUAUUUACGCUUCAGAAAUUGGUCCAAGCAGCUGGAGGAAAUGUCGAACGGGCACAGCAGGGAAUCGUCUUCCUUGACGAGAUUGACAAGGUUUUUGAUAGUAGACUCGCAGAAUCUGUUCACGAUUCCUGAAUUCGUAGUAAAAAAAAAGGGCUUUUCUCGUAAAUUUCUACUGUAUUACGAUUAUUCGAACGCCACGCCCAUUUUUUUUCUCCGUAAAGUUUGGUGUGUUGUGUGCACGCACUGCGCCGGGUUUGCGCAGAAAAAUUGCGUUUGUGUAGAGAAAUCGAACGUCUUUUUUUUUUAAGAUUUUUUUUUUCUUUCCAAGAUUUUUUUUUCAAAAUUUCAGAUCAUAAUUUAAAGAGUGGAGACAAGAAACUAUUCCCCCCUUCUCUCAAAAAAAAAAAUGCGACAAUUUCUCCGCUUUGAAGAUUGCCGCUGCACAAGAAGGUCACUCGGCAGCGUACCGCGACGUGUCGGGCGAAGGCGUCCAGAACGCCUUGCUCAAGCUGGUCGAAGGGACGGUUGUCAACGUGAAGAGCGGCAGGAAGAGCGUCGGCUCCCAACAGGACACCGUCCAGGUCUCUGGUUCAUCAUCUCUUCCGACAACACGAAAGUUCAGGUCGACACUUCUGACAUCCUUUUCAUCGCCUCGGGAGCUUUCAACUCACUCGACAAGAUUGUUGGUCGACGUCUGGACAAGAAAUCUCUUGGAUUUGGUGAGAAGACCUCUUUCAGAAAAGUGAAGCAUGUUCUAUAGGCUCCUCUUCUGGUUCAAUGAGAGUUUCGACGGAAGAUUCGAAUGCCGUGGCAAUGAAAAAGAGAGACGAACUGCUCUCCAAAUCUGACCAGGUUUUCCCCCCUUGAAAUCUUCCAUCUCUUGAUUGUCAAAUUUCAGGGCGAUUUGAUCAAUUUUGGCAUGGUCCCAGAACUUGUUGGCCGUUUCCCUGUUCUGGUUCCCUUCCACUCUUUCGAUAAGCAGGUUUCCUAAGAAAUGGGCCUAACGUCUCCAACCGUCUUUAACUCUCAGAUGCUUGUUCGAGUUAUGACAGAGCCGCAAAAUUCGCUUCUCGCACAGCUCAAAUUGCAAUUCGCCAUCGACAAUGUAUGUCCAUAAGCGUUGAAGGGAAAAUAUUAUUUCUUUCCAGGUCGACCUUUCGUUUUCAGCAGAAGCCCUUGAGCAAGUGGCGCAGAACGCUUUGGAGCGGAAAACUGGUUAUUUUGCAUCCAUAUAGAGAAGUGAUAAAGAUCGUUUUUUAAGGAGCUCGAGCGCUUCGAUCGAUCCUUGAAGCCGUUCUUCUCGACGCAAAGUUCACAGUUCCUGGAAGCGACAUAGAGUCGAUCCUCGUUACGAGGUGAGGAAAGACUACUUCAAGAAGGAAAAAACACAAAACGGUUCUAGAGAAGCUGUGCGCGGUGAGAAUCUCGUCGAAUACACAAGACGACAGCGAGUGGAAGAAGCCGCGGACGACGAGGAGGCUCAGAGAAAAGCGGCGUCGGCUUGA
Caenorhabditis auriculariae is the source of this 4019-nucleotide messenger RNA. The record is from the annotation of a GenBank genome assembly. NCBI's taxonomy places the organism in Eukaryota, Metazoa, Nematoda, Chromadorea, Rhabditida, Rhabditidae.